AUGACCACCACUUGUGGCCCCUCGUCCGCUGCGACGGCGACCGCCGCGGUCAGCAGCGACGGUGACAACGAAUGCUACUCGCUCACCUUGCGCGACAUCCUGCUGCACCGCCUCACAGAGCGUUACGUUGGCCGCGUCAUCCCAUCUCGGGGUCUCUGCGUGGCCAUCACGGAAGUGAUGGAGUACUCGGCCAGCUCCGUGCGCGGCGCGGCAGCAUCGGCGUGGCUUACAGUGACCUUUGGUGUGUGCGUGUUCGCGCCGAACCCAGGCACGCGCCUCAAGGCCCGCAUCGCUUAUCAGACAGCCGUUGGUGUGUACUUGACGAUGGAUCUGUUUGUGGCCAUUCCGUUCCUGGUGCCGGCGGAGAUGCUAGUGCCUGGUUCACGCUUCAGCGCCGCACAGGGAUUCUGGUACCUCCCGCUGGACACGGAGGACCAAGAGGGCGGCGAACACAGUGCGGAGCUCGACGCAGGCCCAGCGGUGGCAGCGAUGGGGCAAGGCAACGGCAAGGACGGCGACGGGUAUGGCAGUGACGCAUUGGCCUCAAGCGCGCUCUCAUCUACGACCGCCGCAGCCGCAGCGCCGUACAACGCCUACAUGGUGGGUGCUGAAGUGAUUGUGAAGGUGGCGUCGUGCACGGUGCAAUCGGAAGAAACUGUAUCAGCAGCGGAAGACGCCGACGGCGCCAGUGGCGGGGACGGCGGCGCCAUUCCCAUUAUGGAGCUGCGCGGCAGCUUCGUCGGCGAUGCUCUUGGGCCCAUGUCAUGGUUCGAAAAAGACGAUGAUGCGUGA
Leishmania major strain Friedlin is the source of this 792-nucleotide messenger RNA. RefSeq names its product putative DNA-directed RNA polymerase III subunit. Bases 1 to 792 code for a protein of 263 amino acids. Gene Ontology annotation, biological process: transcription initiation at RNA polymerase III promoter. NCBI's taxonomy places the organism in Eukaryota, Euglenozoa, Kinetoplastea, Trypanosomatida, Trypanosomatidae. The transcript has a single exon. The record is from RefSeq and is a predicted model, not a curated record. Gene Ontology annotation, cellular component: RNA polymerase III complex.